CGAUUUGGACGACCAAUUUGUAGUAAAUUGUUUAUAAGAAGCCUUUGGUGCUCGGUAUCCGCACUACCUUCUUGUGGCAUUUGCUUUGGUUCGUAACCUCCUUCGCUCACAAUCUUCACUGGCUGGUUCCAGAAAUAUAUAAUGUCUUCUCGCAAAACCUCCAAACCUCUUCCUGCUUUCGAAAUCGGCGAGGACUAUCAACUGCUCCACGCUAUCGGCGAAGGAGCGUACGGUACAGUUGCUGCCGCACUUCACAAGCCUUCUGGUCGACAAGUGGCUAUCAAGAAGAUCCUCCCUUUCGACCAUGUCCUAUUCUGCUUACGGACCUUACGAGAGCUAAAGUUGUUGAAAUACUUUACCGAAACAUGCGUCAAUGAAAAUAUCAUCACCAUUCUCGACAUAAUAAAGCCUCCUUCUCUUGACGAAUUUACAGAAAUAUACUUCAUCCAGGAGCUCAUGCAAACGGAUUUGCAUCGGGUUAUUAGAACGCAGCAUUUGACAGAAGAUCACUGCCAAUACUUCGUCUACCAGACCCUCCGUGCUCUCAAGUCAAUUCAUAGCGCGGAUAUUGUUCACCGGGACCUAAAGCCUGCUAACCUCCUGCUUAAUGCCAAUUGCGAUCUCAAGGUCUGCGAUUUCGGGCUUGCGAGGAGCAUCAAGACUACGGCGGGCAAGGAACCGGGGGCGAUGACUGAAUAUGUCGCAACAAGAUGGUACCGUGCACCCGAAAUCAUGCUGUCUUUCAAGAUGUACUCAAAGUCUGUCGAUAUCUGGGCAGUUGGUUGCAUCCUCGCAGAGCUCAUUUCAGGGCGUCCAUUGUUCCCAGGACGCGAUUACAGUCACCAAUUGGACUUGAUACUGGACGUGAUUGGGACACCGAGUUUGGACGAGUUCUAUGCUAUCACUUCACGGAGAUCGCGAGAAUAUAUCCGCUCAUUACCCAUCCGCAAGCGUCGUUCUUUUGCUACCCUGUUUCCCCAUGCAUCCUCGGAAGCUGUGGACUUUUUGUCGAAAACUUUGGCCUUUGAUCCUAAGAAACGCAUGACGGUUGAUGAAUGCCUUGAGCAUCCGUACCUCACUCAAUAUCACGAUCCAGAAGAUGAACCUGCCGCUAGUCCUCUCAGUCCGACAUACUUUGAAUUCGAUCAACACAAGGACAAGUUGUCCAAAGACCAACUGAAGGAGCUUUUGUAUGAGGAAGUACUUUCCUUCAAAUCAGUUAUCAAUGAAACUCCUUGAGCGCAACUGUUCCGAGGUCUCAAUCCAACCUCCAUUAGGUUAAAUUAUCUUUACCUUUACCUAUCUAUUAUACAUCCCAUAAUGUACAUAGUUCAUGACCAAAGCAAUUGAUACGUGCCAUUUCGGUAGUCAUUUCCAGGAAUGUCUACAUCCUCAGUCUUUCCCUUUUCCCGAAACCUCCAGCAUCAAAAAUCCAACACUGAUCCUAAAG
This is a messenger RNA of Lentinula edodes (shiitake mushroom), 1450 nucleotides long. RefSeq names its product CMGC/MAPK protein kinase. The record is from RefSeq and is a predicted model, not a curated record. Gene Ontology annotation, cellular component: cytoplasm; nucleus. Gene Ontology annotation, molecular function: ATP binding; MAP kinase activity. The transcript has 7 exons. Gene Ontology annotation, biological process: intracellular signal transduction; protein phosphorylation. Bases 142 to 1239 code for a protein of 365 amino acids. Lineage: Eukaryota; Fungi; Basidiomycota; Agaricomycetes; Agaricales; Omphalotaceae.